AACGCGAAUCCGAAAGCAACGGUUCUUCUUGUCAGUAUCGUACGUUGUUUUGGCUACGGUUAAUACGGUGCGCGCCCACUCACACCCCCGUAAACCGGUCCAGUCGGUGGUGGUUCAGCCACAUCGCGUGCGUGUGUGUAUCUCGGUGUGCGGCAGAUUCUUCUUCUGCGCAAAAAUAGUGAAUAAUAGAAUGCAAAAGCGGUUAAUCGACCACCAAUACGCCAAUUAGUUAACAACAAAAUAAAAGCAGAGCAAAGCGAGUGCAGCAGCAGCGUCUCUGCUGUCUGUUUUUGUGUGCGUGUGCGUGUGUGUGCGAGUCAGAUCUUGGACAGAGUCGUCACCCCCGUGGAUUAGUGGCACCCUGUUACCAAUUUCGCUGCACCACUCUCACUGUGUAGUGUCAGUGUGUGAGUGUGAAUAAAGAAUAAAUUAAACAACAACCAAUUCAACAAUAAACGAUCAAUUCCAUAUCGAAUCAAAUCGAUACGCGUCCAUCACAGAGAGCAGGAGAACACCCGCUGAGCGGAAAUAUGGCCUAUACUAUGGAUAUGGCCAACGAACGCCACAAAUGGCUAAUGCUGUACGCAGCUGUUGCCCUAUUGGCUUUUGCCAGUCAAACUCUGGCUGCCAAUCCACCAGAUGCCGACCAGAAGGGACCCGUUUUCCUCAAAGAGCCCACCAAUCGCAUUGACUUUUCGAACUCCACCGGCGCCGAGAUCGAGUGCAAGGCCAGCGGCAAUCCCAUGCCCGAGAUUAUCUGGAUACGCAGCGAUGGCACAGCCGUGGGCGAUGUGCCCGGCCUGCGACAGAUCUCAUCCGACGGCAAGCUGGUCUUUCCGCCCUUCCGCGCCGAGGACUACCGCCAGGAGGUGCACGCUCAGGUCUACGCUUGUUUGGCCCGCAACCAGUUUGGAUCCAUCAUAUCACGGGAUGUGCAUGUGCGAGCCGUUGUGCAACAGUUUUACGAGUCAGAGGUCAACAACGAGUAUGUCAUAAGGGGCAACGCGGCGGUGUUGAAAUGUUCCAUACCAUCAUUUGUGGCGGACUUUGUCCAGGUCGUAUCCUGGCAGGACGAAGAGGGCAAGCUAUAUGGCACACUCGGCGAGCAACAGGGAGCUGCUGAUGGCAAGUAUCUGGUACUGCCCUCUGGAGAACUGCAUAUCCGCGAAGUGGGACCCGAGGAUGGCUACAAGAGCUACCAGUGCCGCACCAAGCAUCGUCUGACCGGAGAGACACGUCUGAGCGCCACCAAGGGUCGUCUCGUCAUCACAGAGCCCGUGGGCAGCGUCAGUCCCCAGUUGAGCGGCAAUGGGAAUCAGGAGCACAUCACACUCCUGCGGGCGCCCAUGAAGGGCAGCGUCACACUCAUGUGUCCAGCUCAGGCCUAUCCAGUGCCGUUUUUUAGGUGGUACAAGUUCAUCGAGGGCACCACCCGCAAGCAGGCUGUGGUGCUGAAUGAUCGCGUGAAGCAGGUCUCUGGCACACUCAUCAUCAAGGACGCCGUCGUCGAGGAUUCGGGCAAAUAUUUGUGCGUCGUCAACAACUCGGUGGGCGGCGAGAGCGUCGAGACGGUGCUCACAGUCACCGCUCCACUCUCCGCGAAGAUCGAUCCACCCACACAGACCGUGGACUUUGGCCGUCCGGCGGUGUUCACCUGCCAGUACACAGGGAAUCCCAUCAAGACCGUCAGCUGGAUGAAGGAUGGCAAGGCCAUGGGCCACAGCGAGCCCGUGCUGCGCAUUGAGUCGGUCAAGAAGGAGGACAAGGGCAUGUACCAGUGCUUUGUGCGCAACGAUCAGGAGUCGGCGGAGGCCAGUGCCGAGCUGAAGCUGGGCGGCCGCUUCGAUCCACCCGUCAUACGGCAGGCAUUCCAGGAGGAGACCAUGGAGCCCGGGCCCAGUGUGUUCCUCAAGUGUGUGGCUGGCGGCAAUCCCACGCCCGAAAUCUCCUGGGAGCUGGAUGGCAAGAAGAUCGCCAACAACGAUCGCUACCAAGUCGGGCAGUACGUGACGGUCAACGGGGACGUUGUCUCGUACCUGAACAUCACCUCGGUGCACGCCAACGACGGAGGCCUGUACAAGUGCAUUGCCAAGAGCAAAGUGGGCGAGGCGGAGCACUCGGCCAAGCUGAAUGUCUACGGUCUGCCCUACAUACGCCAGAUGGAGAAGAAGGCCAUUGUGGCCGGAGAGACGCUGAUUGUGACCUGUCCCGUGGCUGGUUAUCCCAUCGAUUCGAUUGUGUGGGAGCGAGACAAUCGCGCUCUGCCCAUCAAUCGCAAGCAAAAAGUCUUCCCCAACGGCACUCUGAUCAUUGAGAAUGUUGAACGCAACUCGGACCAGGCCACCUACACGUGCGUGGCCAAGAAUCAGGAGGGUUACUCCGCACGCGGCUCCCUGGAGGUGCAAGUCAUGGCUCUGCCCCAAAUUGUGCCUUUUGCCUUUGAGGAUGUCAUCAACACGGGCGACUCCAUCGAUUUGUUUUGCCAAAUCCAGAAGGGCGAUCGCCCCAUCAAGGUUAGCUGGAGCUUCGAGCGCAGUCCCAGUCCCAGCGAUGGCAGCUACGAGGGGCAGCUGCCGCAGAUGCGCACCAAUCGCAUCAGCAGCAAGACGAGCAUGUUGUCCAUACCCAGCGCCAGUCCGGCGCACACGGGCAGGUACACCUGCCUGGCCAGCAAUGCGGCUGGCACCACCUCCUACGGCGUUGAUCUCACAGUGAAUGUGCCACCAAGAUGGAUUCUCGAGCCCACCGACAAGGCCUUCGCCCAGGGUUCCGAUGCCAAAGUUGAAUGCAAAGCCGAUGGAUUCCCCAAGCCACAAGUGACAUGGAAGAAAGCAGUUGGCGACACUCCCGGCGAGUACAAGGACCUAAAGAAGAGCGACAACAUUCGCGUCGAAGAGGGCACUCUGCAUGUGGACAACAUCCAAAAGACCAACGAGGGCUACUAUCUGUGUGAGGCCAUCAAUGGCAUUGGCUCCGGACUCUCUGCCGUAAUCAUGAUCAGCGUUCAGGCCCCACCCGAGUUCACCGAGAAGCUGCGCAACCAGACCGCUCGACGUGGCGAACCCGCCGUGCUGCAGUGCGAGGCGAAGGGCGAGAAGCCAAUUGGCAUUUUAUGGAACAUGAACAACAUGCGUCUGGACCCCAAGAACGACAACCGCUAUACAAUUCGCGAGGAGAUCCUCUCCACCGGCGUCAUGUCUAGUCUCUCCAUCAAGCGCACCGAACGCUCCGACUCUGCCUUGUUCACCUGUGUGGCCACCAAUGCCUUUGGCUCCGACGAUGCCAGCAUCAAUAUGAUUGUCCAGGAGGUGCCCGAGAUGCCAUACGCCCUGAAGGUGCUCGACAAGUCCGGCCGUUCCGUGCAGCUGAGCUGGGCCCAACCCUACGAUGGCAACUCUCCCCUGAACCGCUACAUCAUUGAGUUUAAGCGCUCUCGAGCCUCCUGGAGCGAGAUUGAUCGCGUCAUGGUGCCCGGCCACACAACCGAAGCUCAGGUACAGAAACUCAGCCCCGCCACCACCUACAACAUUCGCAUCGUGGCCGAGAAUGUAAUUGGCACGUCGCAGUCUUCGGAAGCUGUCACCAUCAUCACCGCAGAAGAAGCGCCCUCUGGCAAGCCGCAAAACAUCAAAGUUGAGCCCGUGAAUCAGACAACAAUGCGCGUCACCUGGAAGCCACCGCCACGCACCGAAUGGAACGGCGAGAUCCUUGGCUACUACGUCGGCUACAAGCUAUCCAACACCAACUCCUCGUACGUCUUUGAGACCAUCAACUUUAUCACCGAAGAAGGCAAGGAGCACAACCUGGAGCUGCAGAAUCUGCGCGUGUACACUCAAUACUCGGUGGUCAUUCAGGCAUUCAACAAGAUUGGAGCGGGACCUUUAAGCGAAGAAGAGAAACAAUUCACAGCCGAAGGCACACCCAGCCAGCCACCCAGCGACACAUCCUGCACCACCCUGACCUCCCAGACCAUACGCGUUAGCUGGGUGAGUCCCCCACUCGAGUCGGCCAAUGGUGUGAUCAAGACCUACAAAGUUGUGUAUGCCCCCAGUGAUGAGUGGUAUGAUGAAACCAAGCGACACUACAAGAAGACUGCCUCCUCCGACACCGUGCUGCAUGGCCUGAAGAAGUACACCAACUACACGAUGCAGGUGCUGGCCACCACAGCUGGCGGCGAUGGCGUACGCAGCGCACCCAUCCACUGCCAAACCGAACCUGAUGUUCCCGAAGCACCCACCGAUGUCAAAGCUCUGGUCAUGGGCAAUGCUGCCAUUCUCGUAUCGUGGCGUCAACCCGCACAGCCCAAUGGCAUCAUCACGCAGUACACCGUCUACUCCAAGGCUGAGGGCGCAGAGACUGAGACCAAGACACAGAAGGUGCCACACUAUCAAAUGAGCUUCGAGGCCAGCGAGCUGGAGAAGAACAAACCGUACGAGUUCUGGGUCACGGCCAGCACAACCAUUGGCGAGGGUCAGCAGUCCAAGAGCAUUGUGGCCAUGCCCAGCGAUCAGGUGCCCGCCAAGAUUGCCUCCUUCGAUGACACGUUCACUGCCACCUUCAAGGAAGAUGCCAAAAUGCCCUGCCUGGCUGUUGGCGCACCCCAACCCGAAAUCACCUGGAAGAUCAAGGGCGUCGAUUUCAGUGCCAACGAUCGCAUGCGCCUCCUGCCCGACGGCUCGCUGCUGAUUAAGUCUGUGAAUCGACAGGAUGCCGGCGAUUACUCCUGCCAUGCCGAGAACUCCAUUGCCAAGGAUUCGAUUACACACAAACUGAUUGUUCUGGCACCGCCUCAAUCGCCACAUGUCACGCUCUCAGCCACCACCACCGAUGCGCUGACCGUCAAGCUAAAGCCCCAUGAAGGCGACACUGCACCGCUGCAUGGCUACACUUUGCACUACAAGCCAGAGUUCGGCGAAUGGGAAACUGCUGAGGUGUCUGUGGACUCGCAGAAGCAAAACAUUGAGAAUCUGCUCUGCGGCUCGCGCUAUCAGGUUUAUGCCACAGGAUUCAACAACAUUGGUGCCGGCGAAGCUUCCGAUAUAUUGAACACCCGCACCAAGGGCCAGAAGCCCAAGCUGCCCGAGAAGCCACGCUUCAUUGAGGUCUCCUCCAACUCCGUUUCGCUGCACUUCAAGGCCUGGAAAGAUGGCGGCUGCCCCAUGUCCCACUUUGUGGUUGAGAGCAAGAAACGCGAUCAAAUCGAAUGGAAUCAAAUCUCGAACAACGUGAAGCCCGACAACAACUAUGUGGUGCUCGAUCUGGAGCCUGCCACCUGGUACAAUCUCCGCAUUACGGCCCACAAUUCCGCAGGAUUCACCGUUGCCGAAUAUGACUUUGCUACACUGACCGUAACCGGAGGCACCAUUGCCCCACUGGACGAUGGCUUGGGCCAUGGCAAUGUGCACACACGCAUUCGCCUGCCCGCCUGGAUGCCCGAGUGGCUCGAUCUCAACUUUAUGGUGCCACUGAUAGCCACCGUUGUGGUGGUUGCUGUGGGCAUUUGUGUGGUGUGCGUGGCGCUGUCCCGCAGACGAGCGGAUGAUCUACGCGGCGGCCAGAAGGAUGUCUACUACGAUGUAGUUUACAAUCAGACAAUGGGACCCGGCGCCACCCUGGACAAGCGCCGUCCGGAUCUGCGCGACGAGCUCGGCUACAUUGCGCCACCCAACAGGAAGCUGCCCCCAGUGCCCGGCUCCAACUACAACACCUGUGACCGGAUUAAGCGAGGUACAGUCAUAAGCCGCGGUGGUGGCCUGCGCUCGAACCACUCCACGUGGGAUCCACGUCGACCCAAUCUGUACGAGGAGCUGAAGGCACCGCCAGUGCCGCUGCACGGCAAUCAAUAUGGUCAUGCCCAUGGCAAUGGUCCCGCUGAGUGCCAUUACAGGCAUCCAGGCAUGGAAGAUGAAAUCUGCCCCUAUGCCACCUUCCAUCUGCUUGGAUUCCGCGAGGAAAUGGAUCCCACCAAGGCCAUGAACUUCCAGACGUUCCCACACCAGAACGGACACACUGGACCCGUGCCCGGCCAUGCCGGCACCAUGCUGCCACCCGGACACCCAGGACAUGUGCACUCACGCUCGGGCUCCCAGUCGAUGCCACGGGCCAAUCGCUACCAACGCAAGAACAGCCAGGGAGGACAGUCAUCAAUCUACACACCAGCACCCGAAUACGAUGAUCCAGCCAACUGUGCCGAGGAGGAUCAAUAUCGCCGCUAUACUCGCGUCAACUCUCAAGGCGGCAGCUUGUACUCUGGACCCGGACCCGAAUACGAUGAUCCAGCCAACUGUGCACCCGAGGAGGAUCAAUAUGGCUCACAGUAUGGCGGCCCCUAUGGACAGCCCUACGAUCAUUAUGGCUCCCGUGGCUCCAUGGGACGCCGCAGCGUUGGCUCUGCUCGCAAUCCUGGCAAUGGUUCGCCCGAACCCCCACCACCGCCACCACGCAACCAUGACAUGAGCAACUCCUCAUUCAACGACUCCAAGGAGAGCAACGAGAUCUCAGAGGCUGAAUGCGAUCGCGAUCAUGGACCACGCGGCAACUAUGGCGAAGACUCCAAUGAGGCUGUGAAGCGAUCACCCCAACCGAAAGAUCAGCGCACCACCGAAGAGAUGCGUAAACUGAUUGAAAGUCGUCGACUGUUAAACGAAGCCGGCCCAAAACAACUCCAACUCCAACAACAAGCAAAUGGCGCAGGAUUCACAGCCUACGAUACUAUGGCAGUGUAAUUUGUAAGCAACAAAAGCCAGCAGCAGUGUGGGCGUGGCAUUGUUGCUUAGUGGUUUUAGGUGCAUGAAGUGCGUGGGAGUUGAAUGACACACUCGGACACACAACAGACACACACACACAUCAUCCGUACACAACUUGUGAAAGAAUUGGGAGAGAAAAGUGAAUUAUAUAACGCAUAUAUGCACGCAUAAAAAAUUACUCAACUACUCGUACUCGAAUAUUCAAGUAUUUAUAACGUAAAGAAAGUAAACUUCAAAAGCAUAUUUAUAGUGUCUAUGCCGUAAACCGUAAACCGUAAACCGUACAUAAAAGAUACAUACAUAAAGAUAUACAUCAUAUAUACAUGAAUAACUACUCUAAGUGUGUGCCGUAAAGGAAGGUAUCUACCAAUUACAUAAACGAGAAAGAAGCGAGGAAACGAUAAAGAAACAAAAAACAAACUUACAUAUUCGCAUCUGAAUAUUUGAAGUUAAUUUUAAAUAUAUUGUAUUUUAGUUAAGUAAGCGAGACCUACCAAAAUAUCAGCAGAAAACCACUAAGCGCGAUAACGAUAACGAGGAGCUGCAUUUCGGACUUUUGUUUUUAAUGUAAACGCAAACGCAAAAACUCCUCUGCCAUCUAUGCCAAGAGCAGACAAACUCAUCCUUUGCCUAGCCUAAGUCAGAGUCAUAAUAUUAACUCACCUAAUUGAUAUAUUAUAUAAAUAAUACUUAGUCAUAUACGGAUUGUAUCAUUUCUCCUAUACGUAUUGCACACAUUUGCAAAUUUUGUUUUUAAUUUUUUUUGUAAUGCGUUUUGCGUUGACGAUUGUGAUGAUUUUUAAUUUGUAGCAUUGUGUCAGUCAGUAAUUGUAUUCGUGUGUAUUCGUUUUGCUUUUAACUCUUAUUUAUAACAUAGUUUUAUUCUGAUUUUAGAAUGCGCUUCCAAUAGAACAAAACGAAAGAACUGUUCAAUGCACAAAUUGCAGCCACGACAGAUUUUUAAUUGUAUAAUACAAGAUCCCCAAAGGACACCCACACAGACUCACAGGACCCACUCUCGCACGUUUGAUUUAGACCAAGUUUCUGCACCUCGGUUAUACGCAUUUGAAGCUUUAAAGAGAACUUGAAAUUGUUUAUGCCCCGCCAUUUCAAUUUCAUUUUCAGUCGCUCUACUUUAAGUUUUCUAGCCUGUAAGAUUUUAAAUAUAUGAUUUUAUUAUACAUUUUA
Messenger RNA from Drosophila subobscura, 7934 nucleotides. RefSeq names its product Down syndrome cell adhesion molecule-like protein Dscam2 (gene Dscam1). Lineage: Eukaryota; Metazoa; Arthropoda; Insecta; Diptera; Drosophilidae. The record is from RefSeq and is a predicted model, not a curated record. The transcript has 26 exons. Gene Ontology annotation, biological process: homophilic cell-cell adhesion; axon guidance; dendrite self-avoidance. Gene Ontology annotation, cellular component: axon; plasma membrane. Gene Ontology annotation, molecular function: cell-cell adhesion mediator activity. The coding region runs from base 531 to 6725 and encodes 2064 amino acids.